CACUCAGUCGACGGGGUACCUGAAACCCGGGGCUUCCACUCUCAACCAGCGCUUCACCGCUAACCACAAGAGCAGCAAGAUAUGGCGACUGAAAUUAACUUCUGUGUUGUGAACCUGGCGUUUCUGCUCGUGUUCGUGUCGGUUGUUGCCUCCGAUCCGGCUGAGCAGAUGAAGACGGUGGAGUUCAACGUUAAACCCGGAGGAGUGGUGUACACUUUCUCCGAGGGAAUAAGGGAUUAUGAAUGCUCAUUCACUUAUGCUUCACAAGGGGGAACCAAUGAGCAAUGGCUGAUGAGUGUAGGUCUCAGUGAUGAUGACAGACUGUUUUCCUGUUCUGUGUGGAGACCUCAGGGGAAAUCGUACCUGUUUUUCACCCAGUUCAAAGCUGAACUGAAGGGAACCAAAAUUGAAUAUGCCAACGCAUAUUCACAGACAGCGGCGGCAGGACAGAGUGAUGUGCCUUUGAAGCCGGAGGAAUUUACCGUAGGAGACUCAACAGUGACCCACAAUGAUGGAAAAUUCAACGCUCAACUCUCCAAACUGACCGCCAUCGGAAAGACGCGACACGAUGAGCUGUAAUUGAUCAGAAGUUGGACUCGGCUUUGGUCAUGUUUCGACCAAUCGGAGCAACUUGUUGAGCUGAGUCGGUCCUCUGUUCCAGCUCAGCGGUCAAUGAAGGAUGGAUGUCGGAGACUUUUUCCCGAGUGACAACCAAAAUUUGAAGUAGGAUGACACUGAUAUCACCUUUGCAGCACUGUGUGUCAGUACAAUAAUUACCUGGUAUUUUUGUACCAUAAUGGAUUUAUGCUACUUGGGACAAAAAGAAUAAAACAGCGAGGUGACAGUUGAUUAUCUUGUUUGUUUGUUUGUUUUUACAUAAUAUCCUAGUUUAAAUUCUGCCAUAAGUUAAAGUGCUUCCAUAGUUGUUUCUUAGUUUCUGAGGCUGUAAGAUUUCCAGAGAAUAAAUCUGCCCUGAUCCACUGGGGACGAAUGUGAAUGUAUAGAGGUUCGGUGUUUGGGGGUUUGUAGAGUAUAGAUAACAUAUUUAGAGUAGGGAGGGAUUUAUCCAUCUUGUGUAAUCCUGAGAAGAAAGUGACUAAUCCCAAAUAUCGUCAUUGCACAAACAUAAACAAUUACAUUUUCCUCAGUCUCGUUCUGUUGUGAGCUGCUGUUGAGAGGUCGUCAUCUCUCUCUCUGUUUCUCUUCAUCUGUUCCACAUUACUGAAAGCACCACAUUCGAUCCCCCCGAAAAAAAUCACAGAUCAGUAUUAUUUGUGAUAAGUUUUUGUGGUGUUCUUGUUUUUGGCCCGAAGCAAUACUUGUAAUUGAGCAGAUAACAGCUUCAUCAUAUGGUGUUAAGAGAAUAAUAAAUAGUGUACACUGAAGAUCAUGUUUUUGAACACACUGUAUGGCAUUUUUGGAUAAAGCUCAAAGAAUAUAUAAUAAGUGUAAAAUAAUAUGUAAAUUAAAUAGAAAAUAUAAGAAGGCAUGAAGUUUCCAAAGUCCCGAGAGAUAAUCUUUUUUUUGUGCAACAAACUGAACAUAGUUCACACACAUCAGAAAGUCUUAUUGAUCAGCAAAUCAGAUCAAAGACUCUGUCUGCACGAGAACCAAGAAAUAAACCCCACAGUCGAUCACUUGAACUCAUUUUCUGAUGUUUUGGUCCUUAGACCUUUAUCGAGUAAUAUGCAGAUUUUACAUGAACAUCUGAGGACCCAAAAAUCAAUAAUAAAGUGAGUACAAGUGAUCAACAGUGUCUGAUUUCCUGCUUCUUGCACAUUAGACAAAAAUGCAUCAAUGUUUUGGACAUGUGGAGCUCUUUAGGGAGAAAUAACUUGAAUUAGUCACAUUUUAUUAGAAAUAUCAUCACCGUCAGUACACACCUGUAGCUGGCAACAGUGUUCACAAAAAUCCCUUAUUUCUUUCAUGUUCUUGGGUACUGUUUUCUAAUUUUAGGUUAUUUUAGUGAACCUUCAGUGGCAUUGUGUACAAUGUGACCAAAAAGCUAAAACAGUGAGUGCACAGACGUGGCUCUUGAACUUUCAUCCUUCACAGUCACGUGUGGAUCAGCGAGGAUAUUGUGCAUGUUUCAGAAGUGCAUCAUUAUUAUAGGCCUCCCCCCUCCCUCCUCUCCCUGCUCUUAUGUAGCGAGUAGGAUUGCCUUUAUCUUCCUUACACUGAUCCAACCCGCUUAGAUCCAGAGGAUGAGUUCUGGGGAUUGAUUUCAGAUUUGAGGAUUGUGCUGAUUUGAUUCUGCGGUCGGAUUACUUUCUGAGGUUCGUACCUUGUUUGGUCUCGGUUUGGUUUCUCUCAUCUGUCUAGAUGUGAUCCCCUGGAGUUUGGGAAAUGCUCAGCAGGGAUGUUUGUGUGUCCCUUUUGUCACCAUCGAGGCUUCCUCCGGGAUCACAACAGGAAAUAAGCACGUCCAGAUCCUGACCCGGAGUGGAAAAAACACACGAGAUGUUACUUAUUUUGUACAUGUUUUCUUUUUUCUACUUCUUGAUUGUUCUGAUUCAUGAUGAAAUGUGAUGGAUGUUUCAAUAAAGACAUGUUGUCACCGUU
Molecule: messenger RNA, 2562 nt
Organism: Seriola dumerili (greater amberjack)
Lineage: Eukaryota; Metazoa; Chordata; Actinopteri; Carangiformes; Carangidae
Gene: mydgf
Product: myeloid derived growth factor
Exons: 6
Coding region: 82-579 (165 amino acids)
Biological process (GO): positive regulation of endothelial cell proliferation; positive regulation of angiogenesis
Source: RefSeq, a predicted model, not a curated record